CCCUUCGGCUGGACGGGCAAUCAUUUCACGUUUUACAACUGACCAGUUCGCGUCGCUCACAAGUAGAAAAAAAAAGUUCGCUCACCAAGUUUCGCGCUCAGCUUUAAGUCGAGUCGAAACCAAACAAACAAACCAACCUUGGAUUACGCAAUAUCUCGCGGAUUUCUAUCAUCGCCUAGUGACAACAAUAAAAACAACAGCAGCAGCACUAUGGUUAUUGCGGCAGUUAGAGAAACGGUGAGCCUGUGCUUACAAAUGCCACCGUUUGAGUACAAGAAGAGCAGUUCUGAAGCAAGUGGUAGUGAAAGCCUAAGUGAAGUGGAGAUAGGACUGGCAGCGAAGCAUGCGUUGCUACUUGCCAAAAUUGAAAACCGGUUGAUAAUGGGCCUAUCUGAUGCGAUUAGCAAUCUCGCCAAAACGCCCGAAGAGUUUCUGUUUUGCUUCAUGGCACCACCCAAACCCGGAGACAGUGCCACCCACAUGCACGAGGUGCUUCUGCAAGCGUUUUGCUUCGAGAACGAUAUUUACAUAAUUAAGGUUGACAGUGCAGAAAAACUAAGUCGACUGCUCGGCUCCAGCACGGUUCAAUCGUGUGCCCUGAUCCAGAAAAAUUGGUCUUCGGACCAUCAAACCGAGGUGCUCUCCAAGGUCGAAGACAAACUCGUAGACUACUGCGAAGAACACUGGGAAGCGCCUGUUAAGCCAAUUAUCAAACUACCGGAGAAGUAGGCCGCGCCAAGGCCAACCGAAGUCAGUGCCAACCUGAUGGAACAAACCUAAAAAUGCGCUAAAUAUCUGCGAAAUGAAGACGGAAGAUUUCCCCAAUCUGGUGGAACUCGUUCGUUCGGUGAUACGAAAUGCAAAUUAGCACAGCCCAUGUGCUAAAACACAAUCAGCAGCCCAGGUCGUGUGCAAAGCUUUAAUCUUUGGGAUUUUCCCCCUGAAGCCGCGCGGAUGAUUGCCGUCGGAUAAUGAAACGAUAGCUGCAGUGCAGCUUCUGAGCGGUGCUCAACGUAUCAUCGACAAAGUUUGUGAUUUUGGCUGUAGUGUAGUCGCGUUGUGUAGAAGAAACAUUAGUAGCAAUUCAAGAUGGUUGCCAAAAAAGUGCUGGUGAAACAGUUUCCUUGGCAAGACCAGUGAUUGGAAAAAUUGUAAAUAUGCUUUACAUUAAAGUGAGUUUUUGUGAGAUUUACAAUAUAGAAUCAACAAAUUGAAACAUGAAAA
Molecule: messenger RNA, 1224 nt
Organism: Aedes aegypti (yellow fever mosquito)
Lineage: Eukaryota; Metazoa; Arthropoda; Insecta; Diptera; Culicidae
Product: growth arrest and DNA damage-inducible protein GADD45 alpha
Exons: 2
Coding region: 211-729 (172 amino acids)
Biological process (GO): regulation of cell cycle
Cellular component (GO): cytoplasm; nucleus
Source: RefSeq, a predicted model, not a curated record